GCUUCUCCACUCAGAGCCGGGGACGCGGCGCGGGGCGCGGCGGAACUACAGUUCCCAUGACGCUUUGCGCGGCCCAGGGUGCUUUUACAAUAGAAGGUCGGUUGGAAGGGCCUGCGGAGAAAAGCUGGGAACGGCCGCUUCCGGCAUGUUCAUCUCUGGACGAAGAGCGGCCGACAAGUGGAGGGCGGGGGAGAGACUCCAAUGCCCAGCGGGCAGUGCGCGGGCGGCGCUUGCGCGAUGCGCAGACGGGGGGGCGGUCGGGCCAUUUAAAUGUGUGUUUGUGGGUGAAAUGGCUGCGCAGGUCGGAGCGGUGCGCGUAGUACGGGCGGUGGCGGCGCAGGAGGAGCCGGACAAAGAGGGGAAGGAGAAACCUCAUGCUGGGGUCUCCCCGCGGGGAGUGAAGCGGCAGCGCCGAUCUAGCAGUGGGGGGUCUCAGGAGAAGCGGGGGCGGCCGAGCCAGGAGCCCCCUCUCGCUCCCCCUCACCGCCGGCGUCGCAGCCGCCAACAUCCUGGGCCGCUGCCGCCAACGAAUGCAGCCCCAACUGUCCCAGGCCCUGUUGAGCCUCUUCUCCUGCCGCCUCCGCCGCCACCUUCGCUGGCACCCGCCGGGCCCGCUGUCGCUGCCCCUCUCCCGGCCCCAAGCACCUCGGCCCUCUUCACCUUCUCGCCUCUGACGGUGAGCGCGGCCGGGCCCAAGCAUAAGGGCUACAAGGAGCGGCACAAGCACCAUCACCACCGCGGCUCCGAUGGUGACCCCAGCUCCUGCGGAACCGAUCUCAAGCACAAGGACAAGCAGGAAAACGGCGAGAGGACUGGAGGGGUGCCUCUCAUCAAAGCCCCCAAGAGAGAAACACCCGAUGAAAAUGGUAAAACCCAGAGAGCUGAUGAUUUUGUCGUGAAGAAAAUAAAGAAGAAAAAGAAAAAGAAACACCGAGAAGACAUGCGUGGAAGACGCCUUAAAAUGUACAAUAAGGAAGUACAAACCGUCUGUGCUGGCCUGACCCGCAUCAGUAAAGAAAUUCUCACCCAAGGACAAAUAAAUAGCACUUCAGGACUUAAUAAGGAGUCCUUCAGGUAUCUGAAAGAUGAACAGCUGUGCCGAUUAAAUUUGGGCAUGCAAGAAUAUCGGGUACCCCAGGGAGUACAAACACCUUUCAUGACUCACCAGGAACAUUCUAUUCGUAGAAAUUUCUUAAAAACAGGUACUAAAUUUAGCAACUUUAUUCAUGAGGAACACCAGUCCAAUGGUGGUGCUCUUGUCCUUCAUGCUUACAUGGAUGAACUCUCAUUUUUGUCUCCAAUGGAGAUGGAGAGAUUUUCUGAGGAGUUUCUUGCUUUGACAUUCAGUGAAAAUGAGAAAAAUGCUGCUUACUAUGCUUUAGCAAUAGUGCAUGGAGCGGCUGCUUAUCUCCCAGACUUCUUGGACUACUUUGCUUUUAAUUUCCCCAACACUCCAGUGAAAAUGGAAAUUCUGGGCAAGAAAGAUAUUGAAACAACCACCAUUUCAAAUUUUCACACUCAGGUCAACAGGACGUACUGCUGUGGCACCUACCGAGCAGGUCCUAUGCGGCAGAUAAGUCUUGUUGGAGCAGUAGAUGAAGAAGUUGGUGAUUAUUUCCCAGAGUUCCUUGAUAUGUUAGAAGAAUCACCAUUUCUGAAAAUGACUUUGCCCUGGGGUACACUUUCCAGCCUCCGACUCCAGUGUAGGUCCCAGAGUGAUGAUGGGCCUAUAAUGUGGGUAAGGCCAGGAGAACAGAUGAUCCCUACAGCAGAUAUGCCAAAGUCACCCUUCAAGAGACGACGAUCAAUGAAUGAAAUAAAAAAUCUCCAGUACCUACCUCGGACCAGUGAACCCCGCGAAGUCCUCUUUGAAGAUAGGACGAGAGCUCAUGCUGAUCAUGUGGGUCAGGGGUUUGACUGGCAGAGUACGGCUGCUGUUGGAGUUUUGAAAGCUGUACAGUUUGGUGAAUGGAGUGACCAACCUCGCAUAACCAAAGAUGUGAUUUGUUUUCAUGCUGAGGAUUUUACUGAUGUUGUACAGAGACUUCAGUUAGACCUUCAUGAACCUCCAGUUUCCCAGUGCGUACAGUGGGUAGAUGAAGCUAAACUAAACCAAAUGAGGCGGGAAGGCAUUCGUUAUGCUAGAAUUCAGCUUUGCGACAAUGAUAUCUACUUCAUCCCUAGAAAUGUCAUUCAUCAGUUUAAAACAGUUUCGGCAGUGUGCAGCCUAGCCUGGCAUAUAAGGCUUAAACAGUACCACCCUGUUGUGGAAGCCACUCAAAAUACAGAAAGCAGUGCCAACAUGGACUGUGGUUUAACUGGAAAGCGAGAAUUAGAAGUUGACUCCGAAUGUGUGAGGAUAAAAACUGAAUCUGAAGAAACAUGCACAGAGAUGCAGCUGUUGACAACUACUUCAUCAUCCUUCCCACCUGCAUCAGAACUUAAUCUACAGCAAGAUCAGAAGACUCAGCCUAUUUCAGUUUUAAAAGUGGAAAGUAGACUGGACUCUGACCCGCAACACAGUCUGCAAGAACAUUCAACCACUUCUGUGUGAUAUGUACAUAUUCAAACACAUUUUUUAACUUUUUUAAAUUUUGAUGUGAAGUUAUAGUUUUAUAACUGGCUUAAGUUAAGUUUUAUUGGAGAAAUCUUGCCUAUAAUUCUAUAAAGAGAAAUGACAUUCCACAAAUGUCAGGCAUAUCUUUUUUACACAGAUUAUGCAAAGUUAAGAGUUGUAUCUUAUCCCGUUAGUACAGUAUGUAAUAGUGGGUCUGCUGCUACUUUCUGUUUUAAGGUGUGAGGUAACAAUUCAAUCUCUUCUUCAAAUCAAAACGAGAAUUCUCUGGAAUAACAGAUUCAUAUGUGGUAAAUUAUUCACUUCCCUUAAUUUUAUCUUGCCUUGUCUUUUGCCAUAUUUGCUGUUUUUAUGGAUAAAUCAGAUUUAUGGUUUAGUACCUAUGUCUUCAUGGCACAGGUUCAGUUUCUACAGUAAACAUGGCAUAGGUUUCAGGAAAGAAUUCCUGCAACUGGUACAUGGGCAAGUAAGUUAUUUAGUUCUAACCACAAAGAACAAGUACUUUCUAAGGAAAAUUCAGUGGCUCUCUGGUUUCGUAACAAAAGAGAAAGCACAGCACUUUCUGAUCCAAACUGUCUUUUUUUUGUAUCUGUUAUUUAAAGCCCAGUGGAUAUUUCAAUUAAAAAAAAAAAGAUCUAAAGAUGAAUAGUCCUUGGUCAUUCAUUAUCCAUGGUUCAUUAAUCUCUUCUAGAAUAUAUGCUAACUGUGGAAGAUAUUUUGGGUAAAAGAGAUAAUGUUGACAUGAUACUCUGUUGUUCUGCUUCCUGGCAUCCUCACAUUUUGUGGGGAUAAUUUUGCUUCCUAAAAUGAUCACAAAUAUCAAACCUAGAGAAUGAUAAUAGUCUUUCUGAUGAGGCUGCCAUAUUUUGAGCAUCAAUCUUACGAUAAACUAUUCUUGUCACUUGGCAUCAACCUCUUCAUGAUAAAUAUCUACUACUGAGGCACUUUACAAUUUUAACUGGUGAAUACCUGGGUUUAUUUACUAUUACUCUGUGUUGCUAUUUUCUAAGAAAGAAUACACUAGACUUCAUCCUACUGUUUUCAGGUAGCCUAAUGAUUAGUGCCUGAGUAUUUACAUUUUCUUUUCAAACAGGCACAGUUCACAUUGCCAGUAUGGUCCUAACUUUCUGUUGUUUUAGAAUGUUAACAUGAUUCACAUUAUACUUUCUCUUAGUUAAUAAUACAAUAGGCCUUUUGUUUAUUAAAGGAAGAGUACUCCCCACACCUAAGACCAGAUUCUUGUAUCUCCCUGGUUACAGUGCAAUUUGGAGAUUUUUUUUUUUUCCUGGAUGGUAAGAUUUGAAAUAUUUACAUUAACAUAGGCAAAACAAACAAACAAGAUGCUGCUUUAUUAUGUCUGUCACCAUGAAAACUUAGCUGCAUCUUUUGAAAUAUCAAUAUGAAUUUUCUCUAAAAUAUUCUGAAAUAGGUUAAAUCUUAUAUAAAUAUUACUUUGUGCAAUAUUGUUGUGUAGUUAAAUGCAUAUUAGCAAAGUAUAGAGGUCACUGUGUAAACCGAUAGAAAAGUAACCAUCAGCAAAUACUGCAGUGAUUAGUUAGAAUCUGUAUUAUUCCUUAUAUAUAUGUAUAUGUAUGUAUUCUCUGUUACACAGGAUGAAGAUAAAUAGGGAUACAUUUCAAUGUAAACCAUUUAUGAAUUGGAAGUGAUGUUGGCUUUAGUUAUCUUUGUAAAUAAGGUAAUUAGAAUGGUAUGAAAGGUAAUGUGAUUAUUGCAGGGGUGUUUUUAAAUCUUGGGUAUAAAUUCUAGGGUAAAUUCCAGUUUAUCAAGACUAGUUUUUAUGGGACCUGCCUUUGAGGGUGUUUUUUGUUAUUUUGUUAGGGAGGGGGUUAAUCACAAAGUGUAUGGGUUUGGGUUAUUUCUUGUUUUUAUUUUUCUGUCCAGAAGAGCUUUACCAGGCUGUGCAAAGUAAAAUUCUUCUCAGGCAACAUUUGCUUUUAAAAAUAAUCAUGAAGAGCAAGGUUGUUAAAGCAAACAUUUUUUU
This is a messenger RNA of Cebus imitator (Panamanian white-faced capuchin), 4577 nucleotides long. RefSeq names its product round spermatid basic protein 1 (gene RSBN1). The transcript has 7 exons. NCBI's taxonomy places the organism in Eukaryota, Metazoa, Chordata, Mammalia, Primates, Cebidae. The record is from RefSeq and is a predicted model, not a curated record. The coding region runs from base 146 to 2554 and encodes 802 amino acids. Gene Ontology annotation, cellular component: nucleus.